Molecule: messenger RNA, 2794 nt
Organism: Lucilia sericata (common green bottle fly)
Lineage: Eukaryota; Metazoa; Arthropoda; Insecta; Diptera; Calliphoridae
Product: golgin subfamily A member 6-like protein 22
Exons: 4
Coding region: 18-2762 (914 amino acids)
Molecular function (GO): signaling receptor activity
Source: RefSeq, a predicted model, not a curated record
AAGAAGCAACAACUACAAUGGAUUUAAAAAUCUUUUAUGCAGUAAUUAUAAUUCUAAUGAUUUUGAAAAUCAAACCAAUGAAAUCCUAUGGGCAGAAAUUUACCACGAAUCAAAAUAAUGUUUAUUAUAUUGAUUCAGAGCAGAAGUACUCUUGGUUUGAAGCCUUAAUUGCUUGCAUUGAAAUGGACAUGACGUUGGUGACAAUUGACUCUAGUACGAAAUCAAAUGAAAUUAAUACUCUGGUCAGAAAUAAUUUUGGAAAUGUUCGUCUUUGGAUUGGUGGCAUCAUGUCAAGAUAUCCUAAUCGACACUUUAUUUGGCUAGCUACCGGUAAACCUUUCUCAUAUACCAAUUGGCAGGGUAAUAAUCCGGACUUUUAUGGCAAUAAUGAGUAUUGUGCUCACAUUGGGUGGGGCAAUAAUUUGCAAUGGAAUGAUAUUGCCUGCACUAAUCAUCAGGGUUUUAUAUGUGAAUACAAUCAAGAAGAACAUCAAAAUAAGGAAAUACAAAAGGAAUUGCAAAAUGCUAAGAUAAAACUACAACAGCAAUUAGUGCAGAAAGUGCAAAACCUACAAGAAUUGCAGACACAAGUGCAGGAAAAACAAAUGCAACAAGAAAAAUUGCAACAAGAAUUGACCAGUGUUCAAGAAGUAUCGAAACAGGAAAAUCAUAGAAAUCUGGAAAUACAGCAAAACCUAAAACAAAAAAUUGUAGAAUGUGAAGAGAAAUUAAAACAAAGUGCUAUAAAAUAUGAAAAACUUGAAGAAAACUUAAAUGAUACAACAGCAGAGUAUCAAGAAUUACAGCAAGAGUUACAAAUACAACAAAACUUGAAGGAUUUACUACAAGAGGAGUUGCAGAAACUCAACGAAAAAGAUCAAGAAGUGUUUUCUAAUGAUAAGGAUAAUAAAUAUCGUGAUAUUAUUUUGAAUUUUCAUCAAUUUUUUAAGCAACAUCAGAGAAAACAACAAAUUAAAAUGAUUUCAAGCAACGUGUAUAAGUUAAUUAUAUUUUUAAUAAUUUUAAAAAUAAAUCAUAUCUCGGCCAAAGGACAAAUCUAUACCUCAGAUGCAAAAAAUGAAUAUUAUAUAGAUUUUGAAGAAAAGUUUAAUUGGUUUGAAAGUCAGAUAGACUGCUUUAAAAUGAACAUGACCUUACUGGAGGUUGAUACGAGUGCCAAAUCUCUGGAAUUACAUAACUUAAUCAGAAAAGUUCGCAAAGAAAAUAAUCUGAAAAAUACAACACUUUGGAUUGGGGGCUUUAGGUCUCAGUAUCCCAGGGAACAUUUUAUAUGGAUAUCAACGGGCAAACAAUUUACUUAUACCAACUGGUAUGGCAAAAAUCCAAAUUUUCUCAACAAGGAAGAAUUUUGUGUUAAAAUCUUAAUGGCUCAAGAUUUACAGUGGAAUGAUAUAUCUUGCAUCAAUUAUUCUGGUUAUGUGUGUGAACACAGCAAGCAACAAGAGUUGCGAGCAAAACUGCAGGAACAAUUGGAAGAAAGAGAAAAAUUGCAACAGGAAUUGAAUAAUUUCAAAAAGACCUUAGAGUUGGAAACCCAAAACUAUUUACAAGUGCAGCAACAACUGCAACUAGAAGUGGAGAAGAAGAAGACACAAAUUGAACAGGAAAUGGGAAAAAAUGAAAAGUUUGAGGAAGAUUUAAAAUUGGAAUUAAAAAAGCACAAUCAUUUAAGGCAAGAAUUAAAAAAGCAGGAAGACAAUCAACAUGAACUGCAACAACAGUUGCAACAAUUUGAGGAACAAGAACUAAAAGAACAAGAAGUACUGGAGGAAAAUUUACAAACGGAAGUAAAAAAGAAACAGAGCGUUCUAGAAGAACUACAAAAACAACAAGAAUUGCAAUUACAGCUACAAGAGGAAUUGGAAACACUUAAAGAGCAAAAACUAAAAGCCCAGGAGAAAUUCAAGGAGAAUUUAGAAACCGAAAUAAAAAAGAAAGAAGAUUUACAUCAAACCCUACAACAGCAACAGAAAUUACAACAUCAAAUACAAGAACAAUUACAACAAGUGGAGGAACAGCAAUUGAAAAGUGAGCAAAAAUUGAAAAAGGAAAUUCAAAAGAGGCAACAACUAGAAGCCAAACAAGAACUAAAUUACGAGGCGAUUACCCGUCAGGAUAUACUAAAACAAUUGAACUUGGAAGCCGAACUACAAGAAAAACAAGAACUACAACAUCAGCUACAACUACAAUUACAACAACUCAAAGAAGACAAAUCAAAACUUGAAAAUGAUUUGAAAAUGGAUUUGCAAAAGCAGGAAGAACUAAAACAGGAAUUACAAAAUCAACAAAAUUUGGUAGAUCAACUACAUGAACAAAUAAAACAGCUAAAAGAGCAAGAAAAAGAAACCAAGGAACGUCUGGAGAAGAAACUGCAAGUGGAAAUCAAAAAACAAGAAAAUCUACAGCAAGAACUGGAAAAGCAACAAAACUUACAGGAACAUUUGCAACAGCAAUUGAAGCAAACUACUGAAAAAGAAACGAAUAAACAUGAAAACCUUUUCGAAACUUUACAAUUACAAAAUCAAAUCAAGGACAAAUUGCUGGCACCCAAAGACAAUAAAUUGAAAAAAUACACAAAACUGGAGAAGAAUUCUAAACAUCCACUGCUUAAAGGAGAUCUUAAGUAUUUGUUAAGAGGAUUUAAGGAAACCAGAGAAUUACAAGAAGAUGAUAUUUCCUAUAGCGGUCAUUAUAAUAUUAUAAUCAACAAUCCUUAUAUUAGAUAUUGGAAUAACUUUUAAAGAAAUUUUAUACUUUUAAUAAUUACACCGAU